CUAGAUCGUUUGUACGAUGUGGUCGAGUCCGUGGCGGAGGAAUCCUCCGAUCCACCCAGCCCCCCGAUCUACCAACCCUACAUUCCCGACGAGCUAGUUGAUGAUCCGGACAUACUCGCUGCCUUCGACUACGCCAAGGCCGAGUACAAAGCAGAACAGGAUCGUCGAGCUAACCUCUUCACUAUGGAGCAUCACUGCUAUAAAGCACCCUCCUGCCUGUUCAAGACCCAUCGCUUGCUUCCUAUUCUUGAACAAGCAAGGGAUGCAACACUUCUUGCUGCUAAAUCUGUGAUUUUGCUCUCAUCAUUUGUCAAGAGUGACCCGCUGAACAAGUGUUCUGGUUUAUGGUUUGAAAGGGACGAUCAUAGCAAAACCGCCCUUGUUUUGACAUCCGCUCAGCUCAUUCGUGAAAAGAAAGAACCAAAAAACCCAUUCGAGUGGAAGGUGCAGUGGACAGGCAAUUAUCAUCGUGAGGCUAAGGUCAUUGUUCACUUGCUGGACAACACAGCUGUGCCUGCCCGCCUCCUCUAUCUCCAAGAGCAUUAUGAAUUUGCUAUUUAUAAAGUUCAAGUGGACAAACCAGUUCAGUUGCCUACUUUUACCGAGUGUGUGCGUUCUGGUCAAGAUGUUUUCAGACUCGGGAGAGAUGAAAGUCUGAAUCUUAGUACCACUCAUGGUAUGGUGGCUUAUAAGAUUCCAUCCUGGUAUGAGAGAUGUCACUAUAUGUAUUUGUCUUGUGAUCCAUCUAGUCCCUCACUGCUUCGUGAUGAUGGAGGACCCAUCAUUGAUUUAGAAGGGAAAGUUGUGGGUCUAGUUAACAACCAUAUUAAGGAGACAUUCAUACCUUCGUUCUUAUUGCACAAGUGCUUGGAUUUUUGGAGAAGAUUCAAUUGUAUGCCUCGCCUCCAUCUUGGAAUGACGUUUACUUCAAUAAAACAUUUAGAUCCUAUCUGUAUUGAGAGAAUGACACGUAAGCAUAACAUCGAGUCCGGUCUUAUUGUUGAGCAGGUGUCUAAAGGAUCACAUGCUGAGAAAAUUGGAAUUCGUGAGGGUGAUGUUAUUGAAAGCUUUAAUGGAAAGUACAUUUCUACUACAAUUGAGUUGGAGCAGAUGUUGAUAGACAUAUGCUGGGAUCAUUUUGAUCAAGGAAAAGAGUUAUAUGCUGAAAGAGAUGUCUCCGUGAACAUAUUUGAUGCGAUCAAACAUCGCCGGAGAACUAGAAACUUGACUGCAAUUGUAUCGGAUCUUGGAGAAGACAUUGUGGAAGGCACUUACCCUAUCAUGGGAAAAGAAGCCAUGCCAGUCUCGUAAGUUUCUUGAGCUGGGCCUGAGAGAGGUGCUUGCCUGCUGCUGGCCUUCAUGGACGAGUCAUUG
Molecule: messenger RNA, 1374 nt
Organism: Triticum urartu
Lineage: Eukaryota; Viridiplantae; Streptophyta; Magnoliopsida; Poales; Poaceae
Source: RefSeq, a predicted model, not a curated record